AUACAACACGCACACUUCUUCUUGAUUUUACAACCCCAUCCCUCAUAUCCCUAACCAGUGGCCACCUUUCUUUUAUCUUAUAAAAAAAAUAUACAUAUACAGAAGAUAUAUAUAAUUUUGGGAUCUGGGGUUUUAAUAUUUUGGAUCUUUUUCAAUAAAGUUUGAAUCUUUAUUGAAAAACAAGAGAAGGGUAUUGAUUAGAUUUGGAUUUUAGAUCUGAUUUUCAAUGGGAGCUUUAGAUGAAGGUCAUUAUAAUGUGGUUUUAAAAAAUGGAGUGAAGCUUUGUAGUGAAUUUGAGCAAGAACCAGAAACAGUAUUGUUAGCUAUUGAAGAUGCUGUGAAAGUUUUGUUGGAAGGUUUGGGUGAAGAUAUUGAUAGAGAAGGUAUUAAAAAGACACCUCUUCGUGUUGCUAAAGCCCUUCUUGAUGGAACUCGAGGCUACAAACAAAAUGUAAAAGACAUAGUUCAAGGUGCUUUAUUCCCGGAAGUGGGGGUAGAAAGUGGAAUUGGCCAUGCUGGAGGAGCGGGUGGGCUUGUACUUGUUAGAGAUCUCGAUCUCUUCUCAUACUGUGAGUCCUGCUUACUCCCAUUCCAGGUCAAAUGUCAUGUAGGUUACAUCCCUUCUGGUCAGCGUGUUGUAGGCCUAAGCAAACUCUCUCGGGUAGCCGAGGUCUUUGCUAAACGCCUUCAAGAACCACAACGGUUGGCAGAUGAUAUUUGUCUUGCUUUACAACACGGAAUCAACCCAACAGGUGUUGCUGUUGUCAUCCAGUGCUUUCAUAUUCACUUCCCCAAUUUCCAAUCUGCAUUCCUCGAGUCAAAUCACGAGAGAUGGGUAAAGGUUUUAGUCGGAUCGGGUUCUGGAACUUUUGGAAAUGACGAUUCCGCCGCUUGGGUUGACUUUUUUGGUCUUUUAAGAUGUAGGGACAUAAGCUUAGAUAAUAUCCGUUCAAGAAGCUCCUUCAAAGAUUCUUGGUGCCCUUCACGGCUUCACUCAAAAAUGGGAUCGAUAACUACCACUAUGGAUAGUGCCGUGGCAUCAAUUAUUCGGUCAUUGGGUCAAGACCCGUGUAGAAAAGAACUUGUGGGAACCCCAAAUCGCUUUGUAAAAUGGCUUAUGAACUUUAAAGAUUCAAACUUGGAGAUGAAACUCAAUGGGUUAAGUACCAUUUCCUUGAGAACCGUUGGGCAUAUGAAUUAUAAACAACACAUUAGAUCCGAGGUGAAUCUACCUUUAUGGUCACUUUGUGAACACCAUUUACUGCCAUUUUACGGGGUAGUUCAUAUUGGCUACAUAUCGGGCGGAGAAGUAAACCCUGUGGCGAAAUCUUUACUACAAUCUAUAGUACACUUUCAUGGUUUUAAGCUCCAAGUGCAAGAACGACUCACGAGACAAAUCGCAGAGACCGUUUCACCAUUGCUAGGAGAAGAUAUAAUGGUUAUGGUUGAAGCGAAUCACACUUGUAUGAUCUGUAGAGGCAUUGAAAAGUUUGGAAGUAAUACCGCUACUAUUGCUGAAUUGGGUCGAUUUUCAAACGACCCUGCAGCAAGAUCACAGUUUUAUCAGAUGAUUCCAAGCUAUUCUUUGUAGCAAACUGGAAUGGUGAUCUCAUAUUUUAUUAAAUUCCUACAAUUUUGUUGAUGUUUUCGGUCCUUUUUAUGGUCCUCGAUGGAAUCUAUAGAUCAUGGAAGAAGAAAGCAUCGCCUGUGAAAGAUUGAAAUGGUCUUGGUAUCGGGACCAUUUCUGUUGUGAUCCUCUAUAUUUGUAUCCUUCUUUUCUGGGAAAUUUUUGAAUUUGUAGGAUAGGUGUUUUUGCUUUCAUGGGUGUUACUGUAAGCUAAAAGCUAGAAAAUAUGUCACGAGUUAUACAGGUGGUACUUGUUUGGCUCAUCAUAUGUAUUUUACUUACCUUUUUUUAA
Erigeron canadensis is the source of this 1919-nucleotide messenger RNA. RefSeq names its product GTP cyclohydrolase 1. Lineage: Eukaryota; Viridiplantae; Streptophyta; Magnoliopsida; Asterales; Asteraceae. The record is from RefSeq and is a predicted model, not a curated record. The transcript is spliced from 2 exons. The coding region runs from base 227 to 1591 and encodes 454 amino acids. Gene Ontology annotation, molecular function: GTP binding; GTP cyclohydrolase I activity; zinc ion binding. Gene Ontology annotation, cellular component: cytoplasm. Gene Ontology annotation, biological process: tetrahydrofolate biosynthetic process; tetrahydrobiopterin biosynthetic process.